AUGUCACACAACGGAGUGAACGGCGGCUGGAAACGGUGCUGGGACGAGGCCUUCCGCGGCGACGAGGACGGAGACACGCACCUUCACCUGGCCAUCAUCUACGAGUACGCCGGCGUCGCCGAGUGCCUCGUGCGGCUUGUGCCGCACCCGGACUUUCUCAACCUCCGCAACAGCUACAUGCAGACGCCGCUGCACCUUGCGGCGCUGACCGGCCAGGCGGCGCUGUGCCGCCACCUCGUGGUGGCCGGCGCCGACACGAACCACCGCGACAGGCACGGCAACACGCCGCUGCACCUGGCCUGUGAGCGGGCCGAUCGGCGCUGCGUGCAGGCGCUGACGGCGCCCGUCAGCGCCUGCGAGACGCGGCUGGCGGCCCCACGCUACGCGCUGCCACCGGCCGCGCCGCCGCCGCCGCUCGACGAGUGGAACUACCAGGGUCUGAGCUGCCUUCAUCUGGCCACGCUGGCCGGCGACCUGGAGCUGGUGGCGCACCUCGUCUCGCACGGCGCCGACGUGGCCGUGUUGGAGGGCAAGAGCGGCCGCACGCCGCUGCACCUGGCGGUGGAGACCGGCAACAUCCCGAUGCUGCGCCUGCUGACCGAGGCGUGCGGCGCUGACGUCACGGCCGCCACGUACGGCGGCCUCUCCUGCUACCAGCUGGCGCUGCUGAACGCGCGGCUGGACGUGGCCGAGCUGCUGGAGUCGCUGGGCGCCGCGCGCGAGCAGCUGCCCGACUCGGACCCCGAGCUCAGCGACUCGGAGACGGAGCUGUUUCUGAAACCGGAGGAUUUCUUCUCGGACAUCCGGAUAGGCGGCCAGCCGCUGCUCGCAAGGCCGUGAGCCGACCUCAGAGACAGACAGAACAUAGCAGCGCCGGACAGCCCUGCCAGCGCAGAGGCUGCACGGCCCCACAGUUCAGGGCGUCAAGAACGCGCGCCAGGCGGAAGAAAUCAGGUCGCCACUGGUGCUGAGCGGACGGAACUGUGAUGCGGACCGCGCGGACGGAAUCAGGUCGCCACUGGUGCUGAGCGGACGGACCUGUGAUGCGGACCGCGCGGACGGAAUCAGAUGGGCUGGUAUGCCCACCAUGCGGACUGGUUCGGCCGGCCGUCAGCGGUAGCGGGAGCCGCGUGGGCGGACCGGGCAGGCGGCGCCGCCAGAGGUACUGGCGUGAAGAGGAGCGCUGUCUCUUGUGUGGCGUGGCGACCCAGCCGUUGUUGAGGAGUGAGAUGGUGCCCCAGUAUGCACCUACGGUGACCGGCCGUGCGGGAAGACGCAGGCCCCUUCACUGCUCAGAGAAGACACCUGCCUGGCCGUAGGGUCUGUGUCGAAAGACGCACGGGGCGGGGCAGUGUCGUUUGGCUGCUGGCUGUGUGGCCCAGCCUGCCGCAUGCCCGACAGGUCAUACAACACAGGCAUGUGAGGGUCAGAUCCCUUAAAGAAAGACGAGGCCAGUUGAGGACGGCGUGGCUCCGAUAAGCCAUAGUGAGAUGUGUCUGUGUGCGUGUGGAAGAGGGUGAGGAUGAGGCUGUUGGACGUUUCCUGCGAUGUUGCGUGGUGGCCGAUGUUCUGGGGUCACUGAGUCAGUUUGGAGGAGGUCACUGGUCUGUCACUGCAAGCCUGCCUCGACGAAGGGCCGCCCGGCCAGAGCCGAUCUCACGGGAAGAACAUUCUCGCUCGUCAUCCUCUCACGUAGCAUGCGUCAUCUCUCACCGUGAAUACUGUAGAUAUUCACUCGUGUUACCUGUAUGUUGAUUUUCUUAAUCGUGGUGUAAAAAUGGGGUCGUUGGGUAUUUCGACGAAUGGCAGUGCUAUUUCAUGAUGACCUGUGAUGUAAUACAUGUUCACGGCCACGCCGUGGGGCAACUGAUGGUUCAUAUACGGAGGAUCGUAGAGCAUAAUGAGCUGAUGACGAGGCCGUCAUGAAAAAAUAGCAGGCAGGCUUCUUACUGGGAUUUAAAGUGGGUGAGCCGCCGGAACGCACUAUUUCGGCAUCAGGCCUACAUGAAUCGUAGCACGAAUUCGCAACACAGGCAAAAGCGGGCACAUCGCUGACCUGUAGACUCAUUAGAAACGGUGUAUGUUCUCUCUUCGGAGGGUUUCUUCAACAACAAAUCGACCAUUUGCCCUCACACUGAAAGUCCAGAUGAACCU
Messenger RNA from Pollicipes pollicipes, 2154 nucleotides. RefSeq names its product NF-kappa-B inhibitor cactus. Gene Ontology annotation, molecular function: NF-kappaB binding. Lineage: Eukaryota; Metazoa; Arthropoda; Thecostraca; Pollicipedomorpha; Pollicipedidae. Gene Ontology annotation, cellular component: cytosol. Bases 1 to 840 code for a protein of 279 amino acids. The record is from RefSeq and is a predicted model, not a curated record. The transcript has 6 exons. Gene Ontology annotation, biological process: cellular response to tumor necrosis factor.